Condylura cristata (star-nosed mole) is the source of this 2081-nucleotide messenger RNA. RefSeq names its product vacuolar protein sorting 37 homolog B (S. cerevisiae) (gene VPS37B). Gene Ontology annotation, biological process: ubiquitin-dependent protein catabolic process via the multivesicular body sorting pathway; protein targeting to membrane; protein targeting to vacuole. The transcript is spliced from 4 exons. Gene Ontology annotation, cellular component: ESCRT I complex. NCBI's taxonomy places the organism in Eukaryota, Metazoa, Chordata, Mammalia, Eulipotyphla, Talpidae. Bases 30 to 884 code for a protein of 284 amino acids. The record is from RefSeq and is a predicted model, not a curated record.
GGCAGCGGCAGCGAAGGCUAGACGCGGGGAUGGCGGGCCCCGGGAGCGAAGCCCGCUUUGCCGGGCUGUCGCUGGUGCAGCUCAACGAGCUGCUGGAGGACGAGGGGCAGCUGGCGUCCAUGGUGCAGAAGAUGGAGGAGACACAGAAUGUUCAGCUGAACAAAGAAAUGACGCUCGCCAGCAACCGGAGCCUGGCAGAAGGAAACCUUUUGUACCAACCCCAGCUGGACACACUGAAAGCUCGCUUGACCCAGAAAUACCAAGAGCUACAGGUUCUCUUUGAAGCCUGUCAAAUAAAGAAGACCAAAUUAGAUCAACAGUCAAGCAGUGCUUCCUUGGAGACCCUGUUAGCGCUUCUUCAGGCCGAAGGGGCCAAGAUCGAGGAGGACACCGAGAACAUGGCAGAGAAGUUUCUUGAUGGAGAACUUGCCCUAGACUCUUUCAUCGAUGUCUAUCAGAGCCAGCGGAAACUGGCCCACACCAGGAGAGUUAAAAUCGAGAAGCUCCAGGAGAUGGUGCUAAAGGGGCAGAGACUGCCACAGGCCCCAGCCCUGCCCAGGGUGCCUGAGCCGGUGUCCCCUGCCCCCCUGCCCUACCCCACCACAGAGGCCAGCGGGCCCCCUUCUGUCCUGCCUCGGCGCAUCCCUCCCCCACCACCCCCAGUGCCUGUAGGAUGUAUGGCCACACCGUUUGCUGCUGCCGUGGCCUCAGGACAGGCCCUCCCGUACCCAGGACUUCAGUGCCCCCCUCUGCCCCCCCGCGUGGGCCUCCCUACCCAGCAAGGAUUCUCCAUGCAGCUCAUGUCGCCGUCAAUCCCGCCAGCUCUCCCCCAGAGACCCCCACCCCGGCUGCCACCCCCACACCAGCCAGGUUUCAUCCUCUAGUGGGCCUGGUGUCUGGCAGCCUUUAGAGCUGUAGGUCAGGUUAAGUGGAAGUAGGCACCCCAGUGGCACUAGGGGCCUCAGCCUGGCUCCCCCUGGUUUGCGCUACUGGUGUGGUUUCUGUCUUAUAGUGUUGACCUCAUGUGAUUGGAAACAACCCCCCUGCCCAACCCACCCCAAAGUGAGACCCUACUUGCAGCUUUAAUGAGCACGGGUCGUGGUUUUACUUUGAGUCCUGUCCCAUGUGCUGGCCAUCGCAGGCCAGUUGGCAGGGGCCAGCCAGGAGGGUGCUCUAGAAACAGUGGGUGCACCUGUCACCCCUCCUUGAAUCUGGGAACUUUUGACACCUCCAGGUCCCAGGCAGGCUUUGCACUUGGUGGGAGCUGGACUUUGCAUGGUGGUGCCGUCCCACCCGCCUGAGGGUUUCUAUGAAGACACCCCCCACCCCCAUUUUCACUGUGUGGUUUUCCUAUUUUAUAUUGGUAAGGAAGAUUUUUUUUUUUUUUUUUGACAGACCAUUCAGGGAAACUAAAUGAUGCACAUUGUUUGGCGCAGACUGGCGUGUGGAGGAAGCAAGGGCUACUGUCCCCAUUGGCAGUGUGUGGCCACACCUGUGGUUGCCACAGUGCCUUAGGUUCACCUGGGCCAGGGAGGGCUUCAGCUCCCUAGGGGCCACCUGUGCCCAGGCCCUGUCUGUUCAGUGUGUUGUCAGCACUGGCUGCGAUUGGCAGGCUGGGCAGGGGUAUGCAGAUCUCAGCCUGGUUUGGAGAAAACCAUUGCCACCUGCUAUGGGCCGACACACCAGCUCCUUUUCCUCUGGGUUCACGUGCAUGUGUAGUCACAGGUUCGGGGGAGAGGGUCAGGGUCACCCUCUGUUGACAAAUGGCCCAUACGCACUAGAUUCAGGUACUGAGUUGGCUGGGGUCUGUCCUGUAGACCAGCUUCUGCGUGAGUACUGCUGGGUUCCAGCCUGAAACCCACUGCGUCGACAGUCAUUUCAUGCCAAUCAGAUGGGUUGGCCAUGCUCUGACUCCCGAGAGCGGUGCCAUCCAACCCAAUACCUCCACCGCCUGCCCUGCUGUCAGGGCACAGCCAAAUAUGGAGGAGUCGCCACUGCCUCACCAUCUCUCCAGGGCCUUGUCUGAGCUGUUUGUAAAGUUGUAGGACCCUUUUUAAUAAAGAGUUAUUAAUAAUCUCCUG